Molecule: messenger RNA, 1923 nt
Organism: Trichoderma virens Gv29-8
Lineage: Eukaryota; Fungi; Ascomycota; Sordariomycetes; Hypocreales; Hypocreaceae
Exons: 3
Source: RefSeq, a predicted model, not a curated record
AUGGAGUAUUCCGUUGAACCUAUUGGAUCUGCUCUCCUCGAGUUACUCCAUGGAAGAGAAAACCAAUUUUCAGUUUUGGAAGUUCAUCUCGGAGAUAACUCUGAUCCGCGGGUCUCUGGAUUUGGAAUGCCUUUUGCCAACUCAGGCCAUCCCAGCGACGCAUGGAUCAACAGUGGGCAGCCGAUUAUUGGAAAGCGCACGCUAUUGAAUAUUCUCUCACAGAGAACUUUCCGAUUUGUUGUGGAGUCGCCUGCAGAUAACGUCCAGGCAUCAUUUGUCACAGAAUGCAUGCAUCCGCCCUUUAGCUACCCUUACGAUACACAGCAUCAUUGGGAUUUGCGCAAUUAUAAACCGCCCAGCAAGGCGAAGGGCCACACAUUUAAUAGAGUAUGGCAAUUCGAGAGCCACAAUGAUCACGUUGCUGUGAUGGCACAGUCUGAAAUCCAGGAUGCCAUUUGGCUACGUAAUGCCGCCCAAAAGUUUAUCAAUUACAAGUUUCGAGCUUACUUUGUGAUGGCAACAAGCGACUCUCCGUGGGAAGAGCCUGUUGACUUCUACGCCAUUGUGCGAUUGACUCCUCUGUUUCUCAAAGAGUAUGCUUCUGCCUUGCGCUGCCUUAUCAGCGAUGAGGUACUGGGCCUGAACAUUCAUGAUAAUGACCACGGCAAAAGCGCAGCAAGAUGGCCAGCGCGAGUUGAUAAAACUAACGCAAUGGUUCAAUUCCAUCCUGAUGCAAACCCGACAAACCGAGGGGAGGGUGGCGUGGCGUCAGAGAAGAAAACAUAUGAAGCCCGGAGUUCAGUCUCUUUUGACAUCAGAUUCAAAAUGAGUUUGCACAGAGACCUUGUGCUCGGUAACGGAUUCUUCAAAACACUUAGACUGAAAGACUCAGCUAGAUCAGGGCCAUUAUACCUUGAAAAAGAGCCCCAACCAACGACGCAGUCUGAAAGCUCUCGUGCUUUGCCAUCAGUAAAUCUCCUCCAAUUACCUCAACGCCAUAUCAAGGCCUUGAUGGAAGAAGUCCUACCCAGCGAUCGAAGGAGAUUAUGUGCAUAUCUCAGCAAGGCACCGCUGGGGUUUGGCCUUAUUACAGGGGUAACCACACUUGGCAUGUCAAUAACUCUUGGGCCGAUUUAUGCAUCUGCCGCUACCGAUGUCGCAACCGACAAUUUUGCUGAGCAUCUCAAUCGAAUCUCGGAAAGAUUCACAAGGCGGCUCAAUGAAUCCAAAAGGGCGGACGAUAGCCCAGCUGGUCGCAUUCUUGUUGUCCGUGGCUAUUUUGAAGAAGACGAGAUAGAAGCCUUUCAGAACCUCCUUGAACAUCCACAAAUGGGCGAUGCGGCAGCCCCUCGCUCGAAUUCCUCUUAUAGAACACCUUGGAGACUCCAGCUGUCCCUGACAUUCUGGCUCCUUGUAGCCCUACGAUCGCCUGCGGUUCGCCCCCUUCAUUACGAGGAUAACGAAGAAAUACAUUUGCUGCAAUCGUAUCUUGACCAUCGAAAGGAAUUCGAGCGGCUUCGUAAUGUGGCGGCUGGAGUGAUUAGCUUUGAAGAGUACAAGAAUGGGCGAAUGGUGUCUCCAUACGUCAUCAAACACCUAUUUCGGGGCAUCUUGCGACAUGCAGACAUCUUGUGCACAAAUCCAGCCCUUUCCUGUAAAGGCCUAUACGCGCCCUGGAAGAAAUAUGUAGCCAGGGGUAUCGCAGUAGACGAGGCAGGUAGUAUUAGCCGCCCUGACCUUUACUCUUUGUGGGGCAAUACACUUCUGCCGUGUCUUCUUUGUGGUGACGACAAGCAGCUUGCUCCGAGGUUGAUGAGUUUUGGCCAGAGAGACUACUUGGGCAACUCCGUCAAUAGGCAUGAGCAUGAUGGUAAGCUUUCCGCCCUUCUUUUCUUCCAAGGGAAUGGUUGGCCUGUGUUUCGC